This is a messenger RNA of Aspergillus terreus NIH2624, 531 nucleotides long. RefSeq lists its product as uncharacterized. The record is from RefSeq and is a predicted model, not a curated record. The transcript has 4 exons. Lineage: Eukaryota; Fungi; Ascomycota; Eurotiomycetes; Eurotiales; Aspergillaceae. The coding region runs from base 1 to 531 and encodes 176 amino acids.
AUGUGUCCGCCACGAGUGGUUCGAUCGCUUUCAGACCCCGCUUUCUCCAUGUUGUUAUUGGAGGAGGGGGCAGGUCUUAGAUCCAUCUCCAGCUUCACACCUAUCUCAUCAGAUCCUAAGAUCAGUCGAGCUUCAACAAUGACUCGCUCCCACAAAGCCAACGACCGCGACCAUGUGAACGAUCGUGUCGCCCCCGACUUGCCUAGAUACUUUGGAAAAUCCGGGCCCGUGGACGCCGACCCCCGCAAGACCAAGAAGGACGGUGGCGGCAAGGGAAACUGGGGCCGGUCCGGUGACGAGGUCCAGGACUACGACUACACCUUCACCAACGCCCGGCGUUACUCGAACAGCAGCACCCAAGGACUGGCUGAUUUCAGAACCAAGUUCGAGGCGGUUGAGACCGAGCCUGUGUUCGAGGAGCGCCUGCAUGGUCCUGAGACCGAGGAUAGCCUCGAUGAACACAUGGUCACCAAAGUGGACAGCACUAGCAGCAGCAGCUCCAGCGGAGCCAACGACAUGAGCAAGGUGUAA